Bacidia gigantensis is the source of this 1989-nucleotide messenger RNA. RefSeq lists its product as uncharacterized. Gene Ontology annotation, biological process: mitochondrial respiratory chain complex IV assembly. Lineage: Eukaryota; Fungi; Ascomycota; Lecanoromycetes; Lecanorales; Ramalinaceae. Gene Ontology annotation, cellular component: extrinsic component of mitochondrial inner membrane. The coding region runs from base 1 to 1989 and encodes 662 amino acids. The transcript is spliced from 4 exons. The record is from RefSeq and is a predicted model, not a curated record.
AUGCCAACCUCCCCCUCAGACCCAGAGACGAGGAAGGAACCAUCAAAGGCAGCUGGUCGACCCGCGGCGCUGGUACAAUUCGAAUGUCCCGACUGCGGCAUACCAUCAUAUUGCUCGGAGGAACACUGGGCAGAUGACUAUGAGUCGCACAUGGAGAUAUGUGAUACCCUAAGGCAGAUCAACGAGGAUGAACACGAUCUGCGAUCUGGACGAUUCUUUCCUGAGUUCGAGUAUCCUGGCCCACAGAUGGAAGAAUUCUUGGUAAACAUGAGUAAUUGGGACACAUAUCUCUACUCAAGAGAAUACAGAGCAAUCGACGACGAGCGGUCUCUACGACAGGUUACACGAAUGCUCACAUAUCCCCUUACCAUAGGCAGCAUCUUAUCUGAAUUAAGCCCCUACACUUUGAGCAAGGAUAAAAGGAUCACGUAUGAAGGACUUCGAAGCUUGAGCGCUCUCCGUUAUCACCUUCAUCAGCCUAAAAGGGGCGAGGACAAUACUGUCUCGGGUCUCAAGGUAGCACCGCCCCCUAUGCGUAUUUUUGUCAUUGGUGCUCGUGCAGAGUCUUCGUUGCCAAGGGACGUGUGGGAACAACUUCCUCUGCUCUUUAAUCAGCGGGCAUCUUUCCACGUCAUACUCAUUGGUCCGGAGAGCAUGGCCAAUCGAGACGCGGAGUUUCCGCUGCCAGAGCGCUCCCCUUCUAAUCCAUUUGGAGCAAUAGUUGAGGGCGGGCUUGGACCUCAUUUGAAGAUCAGAUAUACGGAGUGGGAUAUGGAGCGGGAUAGGAAAUGGGUCGAGGAUAGGGUUAAGGGGGAGAUGGAUAUUCUUAUGACACCAGGCGAAAACAAGUUCCGGAGUCUCAGGUGGGAUUUGAACGACCUUGACCCGACUGACGUGAGUUGCGGCAAUUGGGGGGUCUGGGCGUUCAGAGGCAAACGUUCACCAAUACAUUUCCUCCCUCACAGCCCACCUGCACACGCGCCCUCCUUGAACUACAAGCACAUCAAUUGGCAUCGGUAUGCUUACAGCCUCUACGCGACGGACACAGCACAUCUUUGCAACGCGGUCAUGGUUUUUGAGGCACUCUCACGCUACGGCAGUAAAGCAGACCGGCUACUGUUCUAUCCGGAGGAAAAUGGAUGGGAUACGGAUAUCGCCGACCCCAACGACCGCGACUCCCAGCUCCUAGUCAAGGCGCGAGAAUGGUAUAACGUGCACCUUCUUCCGACUGAAGUGGGCAACCUUACCUAUGCCCCUAACCAAAGCCAAGACGAGCGAGUCAAGUUGCGACCGGACGCGCACGCAAACAGGUGGGAAGGCGGGUUGAUGAAAUUUCUUGCCUGGGGCCAGACGCAGUAUGAGCGUAUAUUGCACCUAGACGGCGACAUGACGCUGCUGCAACAUCUAGACGAGCUAUUCCUUCUUCCAAAAGCACCGGUUGCUAUGAUGCGCGCGUACUGGAUGAUGCCGGAGCAGCAGAAGCUCACAAGUCUUCUCGUCCUCCUGCAGCCCAGUGAGAAAGAAUAUCUACGGCUGAUAGACGCAGCGCAGCCUGCGAAGAGACCACCUGGGCACUACGACAUGGAAAUACUGAACAGAUUCUAUGGGGAUUCGGCGCUUGUGCUACCGCAUCGUGGAUAUGGAGUGCUUAGCGGGGAAUUCCGGAAAAGUGAGCACCGAACAUUCUUAGGUAAUGAUGAGGGCUCGUGGGAUGCUCAGCAGAUAACGCAAGAAGGAGCAAAGCUUGUCCAUUUCUCUGAUUUUCCGCUUCCGAAGCCGUGGAUAAUGUGGCCGCAUCUCCUGAUAGGGGAAAUAAUGCCGAAAUGUAAAUACAAGGAGACUGGAAUUGUGGAUAAUUGUAAAGAUAGGGAAGUCUGGAUGGGUCUCUACGACGACUUUAGGAAGAGGCGUAAAGAGAUAUGUGCAUUACUUUCUGCUCCGGCCCCCGACUGGCCUGUCAAGAAUGCUACUGCAAAAGAUGACGAGUAA